Molecule: messenger RNA, 839 nt
Organism: Solanum lycopersicum (tomato)
Lineage: Eukaryota; Viridiplantae; Streptophyta; Magnoliopsida; Solanales; Solanaceae
Gene: SP5G
Product: protein SELF PRUNING 5G
Source: RefSeq, marked validated
CCAUCUCAUGUAAUAAACAAAAAUUGAGCUUAUUAAUUAUAAUUGAGAAGAAAAAAAAUCAUGCCUAGAGAUCCUUUAAUAGUUUCUGGAGUUGUUGGAGAUGUUGUUGAUCCAUUCACAAGAUGUGUAGACUUUGGUGUGGUUUACAACAAUAGGGUGGUCUAUAAUGGAUGUUCCUUGAGGCCUUCACAAGUUGUCAAUCAACCUAGGGUUGACAUUGAUGGAGACGAUCUUCGUACUUUUUACACUCUGAUUAUGGUGGAUCCUGAUGCUCCAAACCCUAGCAACCCAAACCUGAGGGAAUAUUUGCACUGGUUGGUCACAGAUAUCCCAGCAGCCACAGGAGCAACCUUUGGCAAUGAAGUCGUGGGCUACGAGAGCCCACGACCCUCAAUGGGAAUCCAUCGUUAUAUUUUCGUGUUGUAUCGACAAUUGGGCUGCGAUGCCAUCGAUGCACCGGACAUAAUCGAUUCUAGACAAAAUUUCAACACAAGAGACUUUGCUAGGUUUCACAAUCUAGGUUUGCCUGUUGCUGCUGUUUACUUCAAUUGCAAUAGGGAAGGUGGUACCGGUGGUCGUCGCCUAUAAAUCACCCCCCUCUCCUCGGGGUGCGAUCCGUUCUCGAACUCUGUGUCAAUGUCAGAUGUUUUGUGUAACGGAUUUUUUGUUUGAUAGUCACUCAGCUAAAUUGCUUAUUAACUCAGAAAGUCAUUUUUCUUUUUAUCGAAGAAAAUUGAAAUUAUGAGAUAAUAGCUAUUAUAGUUGAGUGAUAAUCUGAAAAAAAAAAUCAACCAUAAUAUAUAUUAUAUAUUAUAUAUAUACCCAAAAAAUAAAAGUCU